Ruditapes philippinarum (Manila clam) is the source of this 7071-nucleotide messenger RNA. Its product is annotated as serum response factor-like. Gene Ontology annotation, molecular function: protein dimerization activity; DNA-binding transcription factor activity, RNA polymerase II-specific; RNA polymerase II cis-regulatory region sequence-specific DNA binding. The record is from RefSeq and is a predicted model, not a curated record. The coding region runs from base 241 to 1650 and encodes 469 amino acids. Lineage: Eukaryota; Metazoa; Mollusca; Bivalvia; Venerida; Veneridae. Gene Ontology annotation, biological process: positive regulation of transcription by RNA polymerase II. The transcript has 9 exons.
UUGUAUCUUUUGUGACGUGAAUUGUUACAGAAGGCGAAAAACAGUGUAAUACGAUAAACUGUUACACUUUUAAUAUUUUUAUCAUUUCUUCUCACCUUGUAUUCUCGAGGUAAUGCUGUAAACAGGACUAUUUCUUGCGCGGAUGUACACACAAGGUAGUUACGCGUCUUCGCCCGAUUAGGAAGAAGACACAAACACGGAUUCUUUGAGAAAAUUUACCGAAUAAGAAUAGUGUUUCAAAUGGACUCUUCAUCUCCAGAUUUAAAGGUUUUAUCAGCUCCUCAAAUGUACAACAUGGAUUUAUUAAAUGGCGGACAUCUAGGCAAUCAGCCAGCUUUUCCUGGACAGGCUUACGGUGCGGGAAAUAAGGGCAUCACGUUGGAGCAAGUGGAUCCGUCAACAUUUGAAGAUGAUUCCGACGAUGACGAAUUUGGCACGGGCAAAGGGCUGCGGCCCGGGAAAAAGACGAAAGGACGAGUUAAAAUUAAAAUGGAAUUUAUUGAAAAUAAACUCCGAAGAUAUACAACAUUUAGUAAACGGAAAACUGGGAUAAUGAAAAAGGCUUAUGAGCUGUCAACACUUACUGGUACUCAAGUCAUGCUCUUAGUCGCAAGUGAGACUGGGCAUGUGUACACUUUUGCUACCCGUAAACUUCAACCCAUGAUAACUAGUGAAAGUGGUAAGGCCCUGAUUCAGACCUGUCUCAACUCCCCGGACCCACCACCCAUAGCCCCAGGGCAGCAACAGGCUGUGGAACAGAGGAUGAACCCUGGUGGAUUUGAGGAGACCGAGCUCACAUAUGCUGUAGAGGAAGAAAAUGGGAAGCCAAUUAUGAUGGAUGGGUCUGGAGGUCUUAAGCCAGUGUAUACAAUGAACAAUAGUCCAACAAUACAAGAGAAUUACAGUCAGUCACCAGUAUCACAGGCUGUUGUACAACAGACACAGAUUCAGCCACAGACUCAAACAUAUCAAACCACAUCCACAGUGCCUAUGGCAACAAUUGUUCAACAGCCUAUUUAUCAAACAUCGAGCAGCCCACAGCCUAGUACAACGAAAUCAUCAACACCUGGCAGUAUUUCAGUACAUCUCCCCGGACUUCCACCAGGAUUUAUCCUACAGCCUGGAACACAGUUUGUGAUACCAGGACAGCAGGGAACAUCAGUCGCAACAUCACAACAACAGGUCCAACAACAGCAUGUUUACAGAAUAGCCACAAAUGCACAAGGGACACAAGUGUUACAGACAGAAAAUGGACAGAGAUUACAAACAAAUGGUACAAGUACAGCGGGGGCUACCACUGUGAAUGUUCUUAAUACAGCUACUCAGCAGGCUGCCCCAGCCCUUACACCAAGUGUGUUUAUGUACCAUACACCACAGGGCAUAGUGUAUGCCCCAGCCCCGUCAUCCAUACAAGAUAAAACCAUCUUCAACUUUCAACAGCCGGCCACUGCAUUGUCAGAUACUGGUCAGUCAGCAGCUGGGCAGGUACAACAACAAACACAAGGACAACAACAACAACAGAUUAUCACCAUCCCCAUGCCUGUCUCAUUAGCUGGAUCUCCUCAAGUGUUACAGUUGGCAACAACAGACUCCACACAGUUGUCGGACCUAUCACAACCUAGUGCUGCUAAAAAGUCGAGAAAGACUUGAAACCCAGUAUUAUAUUGGCCUUCUUUUGUGCUUAAAUGGUGCUCAAUUCCACUAAUUGUUCAUAGUGACAAUGUUUGCAUGUCGAGGCUUUUUGUUCUGUACAGUGCUGUAACAAUGCUGUGACGUAAAUAUUGGCGUCUUGUCACUGUGGUUAUAAAUAGCAUCGUAUUUGUGAGGCGUGAUGUUACGUGGUGUUGUCUUUUUCGUUAUGCUAUAUACAUGUAUAUCAGUUUAAGUGGUAUCAGUGUAAUAUUUGAUGGGGCCUCGAUAUGGUUUACUCUAAACUGUGAACACAUGAUUUUAUAUGUAUAUGAGUAUAUAUUGAAGUUUUCACACUUGAAUUUGGAGUUUUAUAUUGAAUGCUCUAAUAUGUGAACACAUGACUUUGGAGUUAUGCAUGGAAUGCUCUCAAAUGUGAACACAUGAUUUUGGAGAUAUGUAUAGAAUGCAUUCUACUGUGACCACAUGAUUUUGGAGUUAUGUAUAGAAUAUUCUAAAAUGUGAACACAUGAAUUUGGAGAUAUGUAUAGAAUGCAUUUUACUGUGAACACAUGAUUUUGUAGUUAUGUAUAGAACACAUGAAUAUUGCUACAUAUUACAAGAGUAAAUGAAAGUGAUAACUGAUAUACCAUCUAUAUAGGAGAGCAGACUUUUUUCUCAAUAGCUAGAAUUGGUAUGUUCUGGAAAAAAAAGACAAGGCAAGAGCUUCCCUUUAACUUCUACUGCAUGGUAUUACAUGCCAUAGUGAAGUAAGGUGCAAGGGGCUAUCUAUAGUUGGUUAUAUAUAAGCUUAAAGACAGUAAUGAAAUAUGUUUAUACAAAAAAAGCUCCUCUGAAUUAUGUUACAAAAAAUUGUUUGAAUCCGUCCAAUUAUGUAUGUUUUGUUAAAAUCAUGUUGAAAACGAAGAGCUGCAGGAUGUUUUGUUCCACAUUAUGUUGUAGAAACAAUAUGUUAUUAAGAAUUACAUCUGUUGUUAAAACAAACGUCAAAUCUUGUUCAUGUUAUACGUAAGAUAUUUCAUGUUAUAGUACAAAUAGAAACAAGAUAUCUUGUUUAAAGUAUUGGUUAAAGACAGCGAUAUUUAAAAGUAAAGGCAGUUAUGUGUUUAUUUAUAUUUCAACGAAAUAAUGUAAAUGUUUGCAUAUUUGUUUUGUAGAUGUGAGACUACUGAAAUUGUUGUACAGUAGUUAACAGUCUUUAUAUGUUUACAUUUUACUGUUGUCUAUAGAAAUUAUUAUAGUCAGGAGAAAGGGACCCCUUUUAUUAUUACAUGUACAUUUUUUUUUCAUGAUUUUUUUUUUUUUUGUCAGUUUAGAUAAUUAGAUUAUUUCAUUAUAUCACAAGGAAACUCCUAAAGGAUAUAGUGAGCAUUAUAAAGGGUAAAACAUUUCAAGACAUCUUAUUUUAGUCUAAAUUCAUAUUUUUCAGUCAGAAUUUAAUGAUGUUAAAUCAUAGAACAUUCACAUUUAAACUGUCUAAGACUUUAUUAUUUAUUUUUCAACAAUUUUAGUUCCUUAACUUUAGAUACCAAUCAUCAGCCAUCAACUUAAAGUUUGAAAUAGAAAUUUAUAUAUUGUUGACUCAAGUUGUUUGCGGUAUUUAUUUGCGUUGUUUUGUAAAUAAAUCAUGGAUAUAGGAAGACUUGUAAGUCGGGUCAGAUGUCUGGCCUGAGACAAGUGACCGAAAUAAUUGAGCCGCGUCACGACAAAACCAACAUAGUGGGUUUGCGACCAGCAUGGAUCCAGACCAGCCUGCGCAUCCGCGCAGUCUGAUCAGGAUCCAUGCUCCUAUAACAAGUAGAUAAACUGAUAGCGAACAGCAUGGAUCCUGAUCAGACUGCGCGGAUGCGCAGGCUGGUCUGGAUCCAUGCUGGUCGCAAACCCAUUAUGUUGGUUUUGUCGUGACGAGGCUCAUAUGUUUGGUAGAAAAUGACUGAACAUGUACAGUAAUUCAUUUAUUGCAUUGUUUAUGUGUGCUGUAACUAGCAUACUGACUUGUAGAUGAAAAUCAUUUAGAAAAAAAUGGUAUUUAAUAUCAGAAGAUGAGAGAAAAUAAAUCAAUUUUGUACUAUCAUUGUUCAUAAUGGUGUAAGAUGAUGGCCUUUUAUAAAAAGUUCUCUUUUGGGUGGUCUUUGUUCUGAGGGUGUUUUAUUAUACAAGUUUAGCUGUAGUUCUGUUUGUUAUGAUUGCCUGUAAAACAUACUCCAAGUGCCAAUAUGACCAGUAUUGUAUAUAUUGUGUCAAGUUGUUAAAUGUCUUUCUUUUUCUUGUUUUAUCUUUUCAUGUAUCAUUAUAUAAAUAUAAUGUUAUUUUAAGCGAUUUUUUUAUACCUGUUGUUAUAAUGUGACAUAAUACUACUUUUUUGAUUGUAUAAACUAUUAUUUUUUGUGACCAUAUUUGUGGAAUAUGAGAUUUAUAAUAUGUUCUUCUUAAUAAAUUGGGCAAAAAAAAAAUGAAUUUAAGUUUAAGACAUACAAUGUUGUAUUUUCAUUGAUGAUUGAUUGAUAUGUUAAUUUUUCUCUGAUUUUAGUGUGCUUUGUUAGGUACUAAUGCUCAUAUUAGCAGUUCAAUUUAUUUAGAAUGAAAAUAAGAGAACACUUUAGCUCUGUAAAAACUAUAUUUAGAAGUUUAUCUCAACUUUAACAAGAUGCAAAAUUGUAUUAUUCAAGAAUAUCAUACAUUAGGGUCAAAGGUUUAAAACUGUCAAGUAUUUUGCAGGGGUCAAGUGUUUAGAUAAAUUCAGAGACUACAGGGGGGAGGGGGGAGUCAAUUUUGUUCUUGUAUUUAAAUUGUCUCUGUUAAAAUUAUAGUAGUGUGCGUAUAAUUUAAUUGUGCCAUAGAGCUGUCAUGACAAGAUGAACUAAGCUCAAGUUAUUUUAUUGAAAAAUGAUCUACAUUGUGUAAAUCUACAUGUUAAGACUACAUUGUGUAAAUCUACAUUGUAAAAAAGAUCUCAUGAUGUGCUAUAUUUAUCAGUUCUAGACUUUGUUGUGCAUAUUAAAGUAAAUGUUGCUCUUAAUUUUCUUUUCUUUUGCUGAUAGUUGUCACUGACUUGUUAGCUAUUUAUUAAUUAUUAUGUUCAAAAUUUGGUGUGCUGAUACCUUUUGUAGACCUCUACCACUGAUAAAGAGCCCUUACCAUUACAUUUGUCUCUGCCCCUGACAUUGAUCUCUGUCACAGACAUAGGCCUCUGCCUCUGUCACAGACAUAGACCUCGAUCUCUGCACUUGACAUUGACCCUUACCCAUGUCAUAGAUCUCUGCCUGUGACAUACCCCUUAAACCUCAACAUGAUUUAAACCUCUACCCAAUGCAGAUCUCUGCACUUGAUAUUGACCCUUACACCUGACAUACCCUUGCAGGACAUAGACCUCUUGCCCUGACAUUGAUCUAUGCCUCUGAAUAGGUUUCAAGUUGAUUGGGUCAAGGUUAUUUAUUCUAUAAAUUGUUUUUCCUACUUUGUGAAAAAGACAUCGGGGAUUAUCCAACAGUGUUGCUAAUAUUCUUGUUUUGUUUAAGGUGACCUUAACCCUCAAAGUUAGAUAUUACGUACAGUUUUAUAUAUGGAAUUUUACAUUCACAUUUGGUGAUCUAUAUGAAGAUCAAGUGACCCACUUUCUCAAUAUUUAUGUUUCAAUCUACAACUUUGGUUCAUUAUACAUUGUACAGCAGUAUGCACUUAUUGCAUUUUAGUGUGUGUGAUACCAGAGCUCAACCUUGGAUGACUAUAAAUGUGAUUUAUUAACAUACUUCAACAUUGAACAAUUCAUGACCUUUUCAAGCAAAGUAUUUCGAGUGAGCCUUCUAAGGCUGUCGUAGUUCUUUUGUUUUUCAAUGCGAGUCUGAAUGAAAUUUAUCUAUGUAUUUUUCAAACCCGUACUAUCUCAAUUCCUGAUUUGUUUAUUGUAUGGUUAACUUGUGUUUGAAAAGAUAUGUGUUGUCAAAAAAUUUUUGAGCAUUCACAUAACAAUUUUGAUAUGCCUGUCUCUGCUCUGAUUGUAUUUUAUAUAACGGUUAUUUUAAACUGUUCGGAUGAGAAAAAAUUUAGUUUUUGUUCAUAUUUAAACAUUUUUGAAGACAUUGUCAGCUUAUUUUCGUCUCAUUUAUUCCUGUUAACAAAACUGCAUUGACUCAGGCUUUGAAACAUCAAAAUAUUUUGUUUUGAAGUACUUGUGUAAAGCUUAAUUUAUUAUCUAUUAAACAAAAUUUAGUAUUAGGUACAAUCUUAUGUGUAAGCUCUUGUAAACAUGUGUCUUCCAGAAUUAGUAUUAAAUUUUAAAAGGCAUAAUAUCAUUGCUUAUAUUAAUAGUUUGAUGAAUUGGAUAAUAUUAUGUACUCAGUCUCUUGCAUUGUGAAGAAAAUCAAAAUUGACAAAUAAUGUUUAAAAACUUGUUAAAAUUAUUAAUAAAUAUGACAUUAAUGAACUGUUUCAAGUUUGUUACACCAGUGCAAUUUCUACUGUUUUUAAGUGUAUAUGUUUUUAAAUAUACUUGUUAAUGUUUUACAUUAAAGUGCCUCUUUAAACUAAAAUUUGAUUUUGAAAGAAAUUUUUGUAAUUUUUAAAACUGCUUUAAAGCUCACCCCACCAGAAAUUGAUUAAAAACUUGUCUGAGAGAAACUAUAUUAAGAAGACAUCUGUGAUUUGUUAUAGUUGAUGAAAUUUUGUAUGUUUUAGACUAACCAGAACAACUUUAUACCUUUCUGACAAUUCUGUGAGAAAAGGUCAUUUAUUCAUAUCCCACUGAUUUAUUAUUAUGUUUGAUUUUUAGAAUUGAAUUUUCCUGUACUUACUUUGAGGUAAUUGUAUUGAUAUUGAAAUAAAUAUUUUACUAAUUUUAAAUUGUUGCCUUUUGUUUAAAAAAAUCUUAAAUAUUUAAUCUUAUAUCAAAUCAAAUGUUUAAAAGCAUUUUGAGGAAAUAUGAAUUUAUACAUUUUUGUUUCUUUUGGGGCUUUUUUGUUGGUUAUUUUUCUAUUUAAAUAAAGGGAAGCAACUCAAUAAGAUUUAUUUAUAAUAUUAGAUUGUCGCCCUUGUUAUCUGUUGCUGGUUGUUACACAAUAUACUUUAAAAAUACAUGUAUAGGGAAAAUACAUCACAUCAAAAGCAACAUUUAUAUACUGGCAUUAUGUAAAUAAUGAAAAUGUAUUUGAUGAUACUGAUUUUAACCCUUUACCUGUUGAAAUUGUUUAAUUGAUUUGCCCAGCUUUGAAUGAUAUAUUCAAUCCAUUUAAAGUUUUAGGGAUUUAAACAUAAAAAGUAUUGAAAAAUAAGCUGCCAACAAAUAUAGAGUUAUGUCAAACUGCACUGAUGUUAAAGCUGACAUGGCUCUAUGCAGUUGGCAAAGGCUCCAGCAGGUGAAGGGUAAAGAUAUUGCUAUUUUUGUAUGCAUGACUUUUCAAGGACUAAUAAAAAUUAAAGAAUCAA